Trifolium pratense (red clover) is the source of this 1931-nucleotide messenger RNA. RefSeq names its product protein TWIN LOV 1. The transcript has 8 exons. Gene Ontology annotation, cellular component: nucleus. Lineage: Eukaryota; Viridiplantae; Streptophyta; Magnoliopsida; Fabales; Fabaceae. The record is from RefSeq and is a predicted model, not a curated record. The coding region runs from base 405 to 1619 and encodes 404 amino acids.
UUAGCUGCCCCAGUCGAGAAUAGCUUCCUUUUCUCCACUGUGCUAUUGUUGUCUUGUCGUCUUCCCUUCUUCACAAUCCCAAUUUUCCUCUCUUCUCUUCAAAUCAACACCAAUAACUUAGUAUUCAUCAUCAACACCACAACUUUCACCAGAUAUUAUUCUCUUCAUCUUUCACACACACAAAAAACAUUUUCCAACCAUGCCAACUUAACACCACUUUCAUUCCUGUGGUCUCAAUAUUAAUAAUAAUAAUCACUUCUAAUAAUCCAUUUUCAAAAUCACUUAUAGAGUUCAAAAAGUUCACAUGGGAUUGCGAACAACCAUUAGAAGGACAAAGAUCCAAGGUUGUUACGCUACAUCUCUUAACAACAACAACAACAACAACAACAUCUUCAUCAUCAUUAAUGGAAUCAAAUUCAAUUACAAUAAAACAAUCCUUCGAAGAAUUUUACUCACACCACGCGCGCGAAUCGCUCGACGAAUUGUCUGAAAAUUUUACAAUAACCGACCCUUCAAUUUCAGGCCAUCCUAUAAUUUUCGCAAGUCACGCGUUUCUUAAGAUGACUGGUUUCACGCGCGAUGAAGUUGUUGGAAGAAGUGGUUCCAUUUUUCAAGGUCCUGCUACUUGUCGUAGGUCGGUGUUGGAAAUUCGUGAAGCUGUUAGAGAAGAAAGAGAAACCAAUGUUGUUUUGGUUAAUUAUCGUAAAAAUGGAACACCUUUUUGGAUUUUGUUGAAUGUUUCUCCUGUUUUUUGUAAACUUCGUGGUUCUGUUGUUCAUUUUGUUGCUGUUCAGGUUCCUUUAGAUACAAGAUCGAGGGUUUCUAGUAGUAGUUCUGUUCAGGUUCAUGAUUUUGUUUUUCGUUGUUGUCGAAAAGAAGUUUGUUCUGAUUCUUUGGCUGAACUUGGUCGUGUUUCUUCCGGGAAUCAAGUGUUCGAAAAUGAUGUCACUGUUAAGCUCUCAACUACAUUUGCAGAGCUACACUUAUUAGAAUUGGACAGUGAAGAGCCACGCGAGGCAAGUGACGAUGAGAGGAGAAGUGCUGUGGCUGCCAUGGACAACAUCUUUUCUGUGCUAACCCACUAUAGCGAGUUGACUGGAAGAUUGGUGUGUAGAAAGAGACGCAGCACUCCUGACGUCGGUCUUCUCAGCUCGUCCUUGAUUAUUUCUCUUGGUAGAAUCAAACAAAGCUUUGUAUUAACUAAUCCACAUUUGCCAGACAUGCCUAUUGUUUAUGCCAGUGACGCCUUCAUGAAAUUGACAGGUUAUGCGAGACACGAGGUAUUGGGCCGCAACUGUAGAUUUUUAGGUGGAAGAAAUACCGAUGACUCAACUCUACAUCUGAUAACAGAAAGCAUAAAAACUGAACAACCAUGCACAGUACGUAUUUUGAAUUACAGGAAGGAUAAAAGCUCAUUUUGGAAUCUUCUUCAUAUCUCACCUGUUCGGGAUGCUUCUGGAAAGGUAGCAUACUUUGUAGGAGUUCAAAUAGAAGACGAGUAUAAAAACGAGGACUAUAGACGGUGUUUGAGACCUGACAUGAAACAGCUUAGUGUGGUUGGUGUAGUCAAGGUUGCAGUGAGGAGUUUAUCCAUGUCUGCUGGAUCGUCUAAGAGAUAGUCAUAGGAUAGCUCGUGGUGGAUUAUUUGCCUUCGGCUGGUAUAAUAUAUGGUCUGCUUCCCGGAAAAAUGUUACUCCGUUGGGAAAAUUAUCAAUCUCAACUUGUUAUCGUUGAGAUGAUAGAGGGGUGAAAGAUUGAUUUAUGAAAAAGAAAAUCCAUAUUGUCAAUUUUAAUUGUAACUUGUGAAAAACUAUACAUUAUGUGUUGGAACUUGGAAGUCUAUAGAAUAUGUUCUUAUUCUCGAAGACUAAAUAUUGCUUUAAUUUUUUUAAGGAAUAAGUUGGAUCUCGUAGUUUUGAUCAUUGACUAAA